Tigriopus californicus is the source of this 1873-nucleotide messenger RNA. RefSeq lists its product as uncharacterized. The record is from RefSeq and is a predicted model, not a curated record. NCBI's taxonomy places the organism in Eukaryota, Metazoa, Arthropoda, Copepoda, Harpacticoida, Harpacticidae. The transcript is spliced from 3 exons. Gene Ontology annotation, biological process: methylation. The coding region runs from base 32 to 1546 and encodes 504 amino acids. Gene Ontology annotation, cellular component: cytoplasm. Gene Ontology annotation, molecular function: nucleic acid binding.
CAGCAGAAAUUGCGAAAGUUUGGCAGUUCCGAUGGGCGAAAGAGCUGGACUGAGGCAUGGUGAGGAAAACCGAUUAGUGCCACCCUCUCGAAUUUCUCCUCCCCAUACCAACAGCAUUUUUUGUCGAUGUCUAGUGAAAGUUAUGGCUUCAAAUGGCAGCCGCUAUCUUUUUUGGUGCUCCAAUGAGUUGACCCAGUUCCGGAUUCCAGAGUUUCACGCUCUCUCAGAGCUGUUCCAGAUCAACCUCAAGUGGGUGGAUCAAAAUGAAAAAAUGCCCUGGAUCAUCUUAGACCUGGAAAGUGAGUCUCAAGCUCGCCAAAUCUUGAGCCGCAGUUUGUCCGUGAAGUAUUGCAUACACUUAUGGGGCUCGGGAGAUGGCGUGCCAAAAAUGCAUGAAGCGGUCAAAGCGUUUCCCUCCGAGUUCAAAGAGCCUUAUUUCCUGGAAUCCUUGUCUUUUAAAGUCUACGUGGAGGCCUUCAUGAAGAAAUUGACCAUGGCUCAAAGGGUGGAGCGAAUAGAAACUUUUGACUAUCUACCAAUCAAAGGACCAAUCCGAAUGAAGGACCCAGAUGUGAUUUUUUCUUACUUCGAGUACUAUGGCGAUGACCAAAACAGAUUGGACGAGCAUCCUCGUCAAGCGUUUUUUGGUCGCUUCAUUGGUGACGGUCAACGUCAUCUCAUGUCCAAGUUGUCCAUUAAGACUCGAAAAUUUAUCGGAAACACCACCAUGGAUCCUCUUCUCUCCUUGUUCAUGGCCAAUUUAUCCCUAGUGCGACCCAAUGACCUGGUCUUGGAUCCUUUUGUGGGGACGGGUUCGAUCCCCGUUGCAGCCGCUCAAUUUGGCGCUUUCAUCCUCGGUUCUGACAUUGACUUUCUCGUUAUUCACGCCAAAACCCGACCUUCCCGAUGGAAGCAAAAGAUCAGGGCUCAAGAUGAGAGUAUGAAGGCCAAUUUCCAGCAAUAUGGAUUGGCUGCCAAGUACUUGGAUGUCGUUGUGGCGGACUCGAGUCGACCCAUUUGGGCCCGGAAAUCGAUUUUGAACGCCAUUGUAACAGAUCCACCGUACGGAAUACGUGAAACCAUUUUGAAAGUGGGCACAGAGAAAAAAGAUCUGGUGAUCCCAGAGGAGUUCUUGGAAACGCAUUACCCACAGAAAGUUGAAUAUGGGAUCAGUGACGUGUUCUAUGAUUUGCUCAAUUUUGGCGCAGAAUCGUUGUGCGAAAGAGGCCGAUUGGCGUUCUGGCUUCCGGUGAACCGAGAAGAAUAUUCGGAAGAACGAUUACCUCGUCAUCCGAAUCUUGUGCUGAAGUUCAAUGUGGAACAAGUGUUGAGUUGUCAUACGAGCAGACGGCUCUUAGUUAUGGAGAAGGUCACGACGAAGGAAGGAGGCAGAGCUGUUCCACAAGAAGCUAUUCCGGAUUUUCGGGACAGCAUUCAAUCUGCUUAUGCUCUGGACAAGAAAGAUCGUAAGGAACGCAUCAAGAAAUUUGGCCAUCUCAACCUGAACGGAAAGUGCUCGGACACAAAUAAAACAGCGGACUUGUAGAAAACCAAAAUGUACUUGUUUAUUGCUUAUCUACUAUCAAACGAGUUCAGAUGAAUGAUGGUCACAAAUAUUGGGAUUUCACAUGACAGGACAAAAGCUGAUACAUUAUCACACGGGUAGUUUGGUUUAGUUAAGUAAAAGUUAUUAUUUCGCUUCAGAUCUUUCUGGAUUUCGAUAGAAAACAUCAGCUAAAACGGUGAUGCUGAACCGUGCCUUGAUGCCUGGAGUUGAAAUACUGAGAAAUCUCUCUCAAGACCAACCGCGACAAUAACUAUAUUAAGAGAAGGAGAAAACGGUUUUAGUGCAGAUGCUCAGCAUUCAAAAUGC